AUGAGUGACGAGGCCAAGUACAGUCUGCAGACGUUUGCACGUGACGCUGCAAGGGUCCACUGCUGCCGCAGCAAUCCUAACGCCAGGCGCAGCCCGACCGUCAACCUCGGUGACCUCACUGUCGCUGCGUGGCCUCUCUCGACCGAGACCGUGGCGGCGCUUGUGGCCACAUACCCCAAGCGCGUGCCGGCCAAGGACGUGACGAUCCACAAUUACCACUUUUUCCGCGGCGAUUUCUUCGUCGACUCGACCAUCCUCGGCGCGCUGGAUCCAGCGCCAGACGACAGCAAUUAUUUCUCGAUGGCGUACAAGCCGACGCUGGCGCAUUUCGCAAUCGACUUGACCGGCGACGCAUCGACGUUGACGCCAACAACCCGACCGCCUCCCCACACCUUUGCGACGGUCGUGUACUUUUUUCCGUCCACCUGCGUCGGCGGCGCCGUCACGAUCUCGGACGACGACUGGACGACGACGUUCGAGGCGCUUGACGGGUGCUUUCUCUCGUUCUACAGCACGUGUAAUGUGACGGUCGCGCCCAUCACGUCCGGACACCGGUCCAUUGCCGUGUAUUACGCUGCGUACGACCUGGGCGAAUCCGGGUGGCACGAUACCGUGCCCAAGGCAUGGUUCGCGCCGCGGCCGCUGCCGUCAAUCCAAGAGCUCCAGGACGUUGCUUGCCACUACGACCAUGAAGGGUCCAUUGGCGUUGCGAUCGGGCUCGAGACACGCAGCUCGACGUUUGAUUCGCUCAAUGGUCGUGACAAGGCGAUCGUCGAUCGGCUGCUGGCCGCCGACGUCUUUGACAUUGCACUUGUGCGAACGGGCGACGACGAUAAGAAACACACCGACGCCAAUGCAGCGCUGCCCGAGACUUUUCACCCCUUGUGUGGAACCCCGGCGCUCGUCCAAGAGAUCUAUGAGCAGACGCCAAUCAGCGAGUUUGCCGCCGACACGGACGAGUUCGAGGCGCCCGGCUGCUUUCUUCUCGUGUGGCCCAAAGCGGCACGCGUGCACAUUCUGGGCUACAACCGCUUGAUUGCACUCUUGCGCGCCAACAUGGACGUGGACGUCCUCGGCUUCGGAUCGCUCCAUAGCGUCUUGACAGCGGCCUUCCGGUACUUCUACCCGCGCCCCCGGGACAACGAUGGUCGGGGCAGUUCAUUGGAUGGUUCAGGAUUCCAAUUGCAGGAACCAGAAAGUCCGGGCCCCGACCGAAUCACAAGCAAGAUGGCAUCUUUGCUUUACGAACACGGCGACCUACGACUCAUUGAGACGUUUUUGGACGUUCACAACCAGUGGGCCGACGACGAGACCAUGGCCAACUGGAUUGUCGCGGUGCUUCGACGCUUCGGCGCGUCUAUUUUCCAGCACCGACUCCAAACCGCCAACGUCUCGCGCUCCUUUGUGGCUCAAGUGGUGCAUCUCGCGACCGCCGGCGACGUCGUCGCGCAAUCGAUCGCAAGCGACUGUAUCCGACUGUGGUGGCCGCGUCUUAUGUCGAACCUCCUCCGCAAGACCGUCCGCGAUGCUCCGAUGCAAGUUUGCCGUAUGUUUGAUAUCGAGACGUAUAUGCUGACGCACCCGAUGGAUCUGACGGCGUCGAUGUAUCUUCGUCGGUACCUGCCCGAGGCUCUCGUGCGCAAGGUGGCCGCGUACCUCGUCGCGCCGCCCGUGUCGCUUGCAGACGCAUUGCGAGGCUCUGCCCACCUCGCUGGCUACCUCCCCGCCGUCAUAUGGCCGCACCGAAACGCGCUAAGUCACGCGCGUGCGGCUUCGUGCAUUGAAGUGGCGACUGAGUAUUUGUGCGCGCCCGGAGGGCACAUCCACUUCUCGACAGGCCACGCACCGAGCCUCGUGUACCUGGCGCUGCUGACGGCCGGAACACCCGCCUUUGCGAAAGUCGACGCCGCCGUGCAAAAGCUGCGGCGCUAUGCCGUGUUUACGUCCGAGUGCGCGGGCCUGGACACGGCGUCGUUGAGUACGAUGGAAGCGCUCGUCUUGAACGAGUACAUGCAGCCCAAGCAGCCUCCGACCUAG
Saprolegnia parasitica CBS 223.65 is the source of this 2037-nucleotide messenger RNA. RefSeq lists its product as hypothetical. Lineage: Eukaryota; Oomycota; Saprolegniomycetes; Saprolegniales; Saprolegniaceae. The transcript has a single exon. The coding region runs from base 1 to 2037 and encodes 678 amino acids. The record is from RefSeq and is a predicted model, not a curated record.